AUGGCAGCAACAUCCAAACCCACCCUUACAAUCACACACAUCACCACUGCAACUGCCAUUCUUAACAUUGAUGGAGUCAACUUCCUGACAGAUCCCUUCUUUGGGGCCAUCGAAGGGACAGAGUAUGAUUCGACCGCGGUCUGGGAACAAAUGGACCUGAAAGCGUUCGGUUUCGACAGUAUUCCGCCACCACCGCACCUUGUCAACAAGCAAGGUCCAGCGCUUCAGCUCAAUGAGCUGCCGCCUAUCGAUGCUGUACUUCUUAGUCAUGAGGAUCACCUUGACAAUUUGGACCCAGAAGGCCGCAAGCUGCUGGAUGGUCGAAAGGUGUUUACCACCGUGGACGGUGCCAACAACUUGCGUCCUCGCCCAGGAGUCGUUGGCCUUCGACCCUGGGAGACUGUGACGUCGUGCAUUGGAGGAAAAAUGUACCGAAUUACUGGUACCCCUUGCAAGCACUUCCCAAUUGGAGAAGUUACGGGCUUCAUCCUAGAGACCGAUUCCUUCGGCGUUGAUUCAUCCGGCAAGCCCAAUGCAAUCUACUUCUCUGGAGAUACAGUCUACAUUGAUGAACUACGGGAAAUUGGAAAGAAAUGGCACAUUACUGCAGCCAUCUUCAACUUAGGCAAUGCCACCUUUGAGUUCCCAACUGGCCCUAUUCAGAUUACAAUGGACGGUAAACAAGCCGUUCAGCUUGCCCGUGAUAUCGGCGCCGAUGUCAUGGUCCCAAUUCAUUUUGAAUCGUGGGAUCAUUUCAAGGAGGGCCGGGCAGAGUUGAUGGAGGUUUUCAAGCAAGAGGGAUUUUUGGACAGAGUGUGCUGGACAGCUCCUGGCGUUUCCAAAGUUGUUUUUUAA
Penicillium egyptiacum is the source of this 855-nucleotide messenger RNA. Lineage: Eukaryota; Fungi; Ascomycota; Eurotiomycetes; Eurotiales; Aspergillaceae. The record is from the annotation of a GenBank genome assembly.